Cyclopterus lumpus (lumpfish) is the source of this 5321-nucleotide messenger RNA. Its product is annotated as histone deacetylase 7-like. The record is from RefSeq and is a predicted model, not a curated record. Gene Ontology annotation, biological process: chromatin organization; negative regulation of transcription by RNA polymerase II. NCBI's taxonomy places the organism in Eukaryota, Metazoa, Chordata, Actinopteri, Perciformes, Cyclopteridae. Gene Ontology annotation, cellular component: histone deacetylase complex. Gene Ontology annotation, molecular function: histone deacetylase activity. The coding region runs from base 952 to 3726 and encodes 924 amino acids. The transcript has 27 exons.
ACACACACACACACACACACACACACACACACACCCUCCAUCCCUGGAGUUUCGGGUGCACAGACAAAGUUUUUUCAGAGGGCUGAUAGGGCAGAGCAACUGUGUCUUUUCUGAAAGAGAGAAUUUGCGGCGAGUGAUUAAGGGAGAGAGCGAGAGAGAGAGAGAAAGAGAGAGAGAGGGAGAGAGAGAGAGAGAGAGAAAGAGAGAGAGAGGGAGAGAGAGAGGGAGAGAGGAAGUCAGAGGGUUGUGUCGAGCAGUUGGCUGUGACUCUCUCUGGCUGAGCACCGCCGGGCUGCAGGAUCUAUCUUCUCCCCCUUCAAGGAGACUGACGGAGGGACCUCUCACUGGAUGUCAGCACCCAACACCGAUGUAAAACACGCACUCACACACGCGCACGGAGCCUCCUUCAGCAGGUGGAGCCCUCACACCAGAAGCCCUCUCCGGGUGAAAAGAGGCUCGCGAGCCGGCGGCUUCACCUCCGCCGACACUCGGUGAGAAGGAGGCGGACCGGAGGGCAGCUCUCCGUGAUCACGUGUGCGGCGCGUGCGGACGGGAACCAACGUGUCCGAGUUUAAAACGUCAGUCUGACAACUAAACUCAGUUACGACCCGGAGGGACCACCGAGGCUUCUCCCCCCGGCUUCUCCACCGAGGCUUCUCCCCCCGGCUUCUCCCCCCGGCUUCUCCACCGAGGCUUCUCCCCCCGGCUUCCCUGCGCGAGCCGGCCGUCGGCCCCGCGGGUGUCGCGGACGCGUCGCGGUUGAACGGCAUGAAGCAGCUAAAAAGUGUGACGGGUUUGAGUUCAGUGUCACGGCUGCCUUAAGUUACCUGGCCAGAGGCGGGUGCAGCAUCGCUCUUCAGCCAAUGGGUGUGUGAUCGUCUCCCUCUCUCUUCUGCAGUGGAUGUGGUCUUCAGCAAUCGGGGUUCAGUACACACACAUGGGGAGCAGCUCAUGGACCUCAGUGUGACCCAGAGGUUGUUGCAUCCAGGCCUAGAUUCGGCCAUGCUGGCCCCCCGCCCUCCCUUCUUCCUCGGACCCCUGACCUCUCAGCAUUGCUCCCAGUUUUCCCAGCAGCACUUGCAGUAUAACAUUGAACAAAGGCAAAGAGACAUGGAGCAGGAGAAAAGAGAAGAGCUACAUCAGCUGAUACGAAAGAGUAAAAAUGAGCAGAGUGCUGUCGCCAGUCCUCUGGUCAGGCAGAAGCUUCGGGAACACAUCAUCAUGAAGAGCCAACCCGCCCAUGACCGGGUCCCUCCGAACCGCAGCAGCCCUUCACCUGGAUACAGGCUCCCGGUUCCUGACAUGUCCCCAACGCCUCAGCAUCCAGCCGGCGACCAGCGGAAAGACCUGGCCCUGCGCAGGACAGUCUCUGAGCCCAGUCUGAAGUGGAAGUUAAAGAAGCUCAUCAGCACAAGGCCGAACCCGCUGCAGCGUAAGACCAGCGCCCCCCCCGCUGUGAAGCACCGGACAGAAGCUCUGGACUCCUCCCCCAGCAGCAGCAGCACCCCGGCAUCAGGGUGCAGCUCACCCAACGACAGCCUCCAUUCGGAUAAUGGGCACCUCCCAUUGGCGCAUGAGGCACAGAGGAUGCUGGCUCAUUUCACCUCGCCUCCCAACGCCUCGGCGAUGCCCAACAUCACCGCUGGACUUCCGGCUCUGGCGGACCUGCGAGUUCCCCGGCCGUUGUCCGUGUCCGCUCUGCAUCAGGUCUACCUGCCUCUGGACGGAAGCAGUCCGGCCCUGACUCAGUGCCUGCAGCCGGUGCUCAUCCUGGAACCACAUACCGGACUGGUGCAUUCCCAGCUCGUCUCUCUUCACGGUUUGAGCUCCAUGCACCUGCAGCAGCCUCACCUGUCCUCCUCCAGGAGGGAAGGCGUGGUCACCUCCCACCGACCCGUGGGGCGAACGCGCUCAGAGCCGCCGCCCUACAGCCACCCGCCCCUCACUCUGCAUGCCGGCCGUCACUCACACAUCCAGCAGCAGCUCACCCAGCAGUACCACAAGAGCGGGCUGGAGAGGUUCAAGCAGAACGCACACCUGUGCAAGAUCCCAUCGGAGGACAUGGACCUGGAGGAGAUUGGAUCAGAAUCCGGCUCCAUGUGUGAGGACGGGCACGGCAGGAGACGCAGCACCGCCAGCUCCGAGUCCACGUCCUCCUCUCGGGACAGCUUGAACGAGCCCUCUCAUCCUCUCGGUCAGAGGCAGGUGAACCUGAGAUCAGGUCUCCAGCUGGACCCCCUGUGUGUGCCAGCCCUAGUUUGGCCUCAUCAGCCUCUGGUUCGGACCCAGUCCUCCCCGGCCUCCACUUCCCUGCCUCCUCCUCCUCCUCCUCCUCCUCCUCCUCCACCAACCACACCCUCCCUGUCUCUGUGCAGCACUGCAGCAGACGUCCAGCUGCGCUUCACCACAGGGCUGGUUUAUGAUGCUCAGAUGCAGAAGCACCAGUGUACCUGUGGGGACAACAGCCGCCACCCUGAGCAUGCUGGGAGGGUCCAGAGCAUCUGGUCCAGACUGCAGGAAAGAGGUCUCAGGAGCCAGUGUGAGCGUAUCCGCAGCAGGAAGGCCACUCUAGAGGAGCUGCAGUCCGUCCACUCAGAGAAACAUGUGCUCCUGUUUGGAACCAACCCGCUGAGCCGCCUCAAGCUGGACAACCGCAAGCUGGCUGGUAAAAUCAAUAGGAUCUUAUCUCAACGGAUGUUUGUGAUGUUACCGUGUGGAGGAGUCGGGGUCGACGUCGAUACGAUCUGGAACGAGCUGCACACGCCGGUGGCGUCCCGUAUCGCUGCCGGAUGCGUCACCGACCUGGCACUGAAGGUGGCGCAGGGGGAGCUGAAGAAUGGCUUCGCAGUGGUGAGGCCUCCUGGACACCAUGCAAACCACUCCUCCCCUCUCGGCUUCUGUUUCUUCAACUCCGUGGCCAUCGCUGCCAAGCAGCUUCAACACAAGCACAACGUCAGCAAGAUCCUGAUCGUGGACUGGGAUGUUCACCACGGCAACGGCACCCAGGAAGCCUUCUACAACGACCCGGGCGUGCUGUACGUCUCUCUCCAUCGAUACGACGAUGGGAACUUCUUCCCCGGGAGUGGACAUCCCAGUGAGGUGGGUGCAGGUGCGGGCGAGGGCUUCAACGUGAACGUAGGGUGGACCGGGGGUUUGAACCCUCCCAUGGGGGAUGCAGAGUACCUGGCUGCAUUCAGAGCCGUCGUGAUGCCCAUCGCACACCAGUUCUCCCCCGAUGUCGUGCUGGUGUCCGCCGGCUUCGACGCGGUCGAAGGACACGUGUCGUCACUGGGAGGCUACGAGGUCACGGCCAAGUGUUUUGGCUUCUUGACCCGUCAGCUCAUGUCGCUGGCCGGGGGUCGGGUGGUCCUGGCUCUGGAGGGGGGUCACGACCUCAAGGCCAUCUGUGACGCCUCUGAAGCCUGCGUGAGCGCCUUGCUGGGCAUGGAGGUGGAGCCGCUGUCCCAGUCCGUGUUGGACCAGAAGCCGUGUGAGAACGCUGUGCAGGCGUUGCAGAGAGUCGUCCAGGUCCAAGGUGAGUACUGGCGGAGCGUGAAGGAUUCGGCCUCCACCGUGGAUCUGUCCUACCUGCAGGCGCAGAGACGGCGGCUGAGACGAGACUCGGACGGCGAGGCCGUCAGCGCCAUCGCCUCGCUGUCCAUGGGAGGCGUGGCCUCUGACAAGAAACAGAAAGAAGGACGGACGGAGACAAGAGAACCUCUCUGAGGACACGGCCUCCCGACAGCUGCCGUUAACCAAGUCUCUCUGGAAACACACACACACACACACACACACACACACGCUAUGCAUGUGGACCAUCACUGGAAGCAGAUGUGCUCCUCAGUUCAACCACUGGAUUCAUCGCCUCACGACCGUCUGAUUGGAGCGCAGCACUCACCUGGGCGAAGCUCACGCUCUCAUGACGCCUCGAGGCCGCCUGCCACCGAAGGGAGAAACGGUCGAAAAGAAAGACAACGAGGGUCAGAUUCAUGACGCCUCCUCACAUCCACCUUGUUAAACGACCUGCUGUGACCUUGAAGGCAGGGUCGGAGGUCGCAGGUCUUCUGGUCGCGUGACCGAAUGUGACAAAGAUCCGAUGAAGGAACAUUUUUGCACUGCAGCGUUCGAGGAGACGCGUUCGACAAUCCAACUUCCUGUGUGUUCGUGUUUUUUUUACAUUGCGUAUGAAUAUUCAUUUCAUUUGACCUUCGGGCGCACGUCUUUGCGAAUGUCGGCCGAUUUUAUUUCUUGUUGUUUAAGAAGAGAUGCACGCGUUUCAUAUCUCUGUGUAAGUCUUAGAUAUUCUUUUCUUUCACAAAGUGCAUCUUAAAAGGCGGCGUGUCAAUAUCGGGGGAGACGGACAUUACAAUCAAAUCCCCCAUGAUGCCUCGGUGCAGCGCGACCACUCGGGACACUCAAAGUGCUCUUCCGUUGCCCUCAGGGCGGCGAGAUCUUAAAAUCUGAACUUUUGCUAAUGUUUGUUUAUUGGACCAGUGUUUCUACCUGUGGAUUUACAUUCCUGCUGCACUUGUAAUUUCUUUUAAACUUUUCUUUUCACAAUGAGGACAAACUGAUGGGUCCUUUUGUUUGUCGUUGACGUAGCAAUGUUCUGCUUCCUGUCGCCGGCGGCGGCGUUUAGCUGCCCGGACCAAACGAGACCUUGUAGCAGGAGGAUGGAGCGAUGAUACGGAGAUAGUUGAAUAUCCACUCGGUGCAAUUGGACACAGGUUAAGAGCAACCCCGAGUUUAUGAGAUCAAUGUGCCAUUCCUGCCCUGGCAUGGCUUAAAGGACUUCAAAGACUUUCUGGAUGUGUAAACAAAUUCUUUUUUUUUUCCCCAAAAAAUAUUUAUACAUUUAGAGUCCGUGUCUUUGAAGUGCUCUUUGCAUGUCUAACACAAUUACGACGGUGCUAUUGACAUUUUUGCAUUUUUCAUUCUUUCUUUCUUUACGUCAAAUAUUUGUCCACGUAGUGAAAACGUGAACGUGCCGUCGGUCUGAGUGCAGCUGAGCGUCGUCUCGCCUGAACAUUCGUGUUUUGUCUUAAUUCACGCAAAUUACUUAUUUUUGUAUUUGAUCUAAAAAGAAAAACGAAAAUGAGACCAAAUCGUCUGCCUGAAAAGUGUCGUGCGGACCGGCCUGUGUAAAGGUCAAAGGUCGCCUGAACCAACUGGAUCUUAAUUUAAACUGAACUGACUCUCUGGACUUGUACAGUGUACAUAACGACUUUGUUUAGUUUUAUUGUCACCCUUUUGUCUUUUCUACUGUUUUUGUUUCCCAAAUAAAUCCUUAAUAAAGGUAAACUGAGUACAUUUGAAUGAGA